GGAGAAGAGGCUUUACUUACGUGUCUCUUGCAGAUCUUGCCAUUGCAGGCGGGUAGAUCCGAAGUCGGUUGAUCAGAAAGUUUCAAACAUACGGAGGUGAGCAAGGUUUCAGUGUACAUACUUUUAUCAAAUCAGAUUCAAGAUGACAUUGAUUGAAAAUAUAGAGGGUGCUACUUUCACUACUCUUGCUACUAUUGUUUUCUUUAUGCAGGCUGGUUUUGCAUUUUUGGAAGCUGGCUCAGUUCGAUCUCAAAAUACCACCAGCAUUCUCUUCAAGAACUUUAUGGAUGCUGUUUGCGGUUGUGUUGCAUAUUGGGCAUUUGGAUAUGCAUUUGCUUUUGGAGGAGGCAAUGCAUUUAUUGGAACUAACCACUUUUUUCUUUCGGGAAUUGGGCUUUAUGGUCAAGAGUUAGUUGAAUGGUUUGUUCAUUAUGUUUAUGUUGUCACGGCAGCCACAAUUGUGAGUGGUGCCAUGGCAGAGAGAACACAAAUGAAGGGUUAUUUUAUAUUUACAAUUAUAUGCACAGGAUGGAUACAACCAGUUAUAGCUCACUGGGUUUGGGCACCACAAGGAUGGCUAUUUUCUGGGGUUAUUGAUGAAAACCAUAAUGUAACAGUUCGCUAUACGGAUUUUGCUGGAAGCAGUGUCAUUCAUGUCGUCGGAGGAGCAUCUGCUCUCGUUGGUGCUGCUGUAGUUGGUGCACGUAGGGGUCGUUUUGACGAAAGGGGAAGGUCAAAUAUGAUAUCUUCGAAUACAACAACAAGAUCGGGAAAACAGAGUCCAGGUAACGAAAGAGAAGUCGUAGGAGACUUCAAGCCAGUCACCAAAUUAGUAGAGCCGCAAUCCGUUAGAUGA
Corticium candelabrum is the source of this 856-nucleotide messenger RNA. RefSeq names its product putative ammonium transporter 1. Gene Ontology annotation, cellular component: plasma membrane. Gene Ontology annotation, molecular function: ammonium channel activity. Bases 143 to 856 code for a protein of 237 amino acids. Gene Ontology annotation, biological process: ammonium transmembrane transport; ammonium homeostasis. The record is from RefSeq and is a predicted model, not a curated record. Lineage: Eukaryota; Metazoa; Porifera; Homoscleromorpha; Homosclerophorida; Plakinidae. The transcript is spliced from 6 exons.